Molecule: messenger RNA, 1767 nt
Organism: Ambispora gerdemannii
Lineage: Eukaryota; Fungi; Glomeromycota; Glomeromycetes; Archaeosporales; Ambisporaceae
Source: the annotation of a GenBank genome assembly
AUGAUUGAGCACUUUAAAAGCCUCAUUCGUCAUGGCAAGCAAGCCACCAAGCAUGGGCGAGAUAAUGGUCGCCAACCAAAAACUCCGCAACCUCUGCCCGAACGAACUCACACCAAUUCUCGCAUUUACCCGGAAAUUGCUCCAAAGGUCGACAAUGCAACUGCUGUAGCUCAAAUUGUUGCCGAGGAGCGUGAUCAAAAAGCUAAAGUGCCGAAAUAUCCUGGUUUGCAGCGUUUUCAAAUUCUGAAAAAAAUGGGCGAUGGUGCAUUUAGUAAUGUAUACAAAGCAUUGGACACUGUCACCCAGAAAAAAGUUGCAAUCAAAGUUGUCCGAAAAUAUGAGCUUAAUAAUUCACAGGCGACUCCAUAUAAUAAUCCUUUAAGUUUCUCUGAGAGGCAUCUUCACCGUGAUGUGAAGAAUAAGCCUCGUGCUAUUGAGCGCGCCAACAUCCUUAAAGAAGUUCAGAUUAUGCGUCAGUUGAAACAUCCGUCGAUAGUAUCACUCGUUUCUUUUUCGGAAGAUAAAGAGUACUAUUAUCUGGUUCUGGAAUUAAUGGAAGGUGGUGAAUUGUUUCAUCAGAUCGUAAAAUUGACAUAUUUUUCGGAACCCUUGUCACGGCAUGUUAUCGUUCAGGUUGCCGAAGGGAUCCAUUAUCUGCAUGAAGAAAAAGGUGUCAUUCAUCGUGAUAUUAAGCCCGAGAAUUUAUUAUUUGAUCCAAUUCCUAUCAUACCAUCAAAAGUUCCGCCUCCACCACCCGGUCCUAACGAUGAACCUAAAGAGGAUGAAGGCGAAUUCAUUUCUGGUGUAGGAGGAGGUGGCAUUGGUGUAGUAAAAAUUGCAGAUUUUGGCUUAUCAAAGGUAGUUUGGAAUGAGCAAACAAUGACACCAUGUGGAACUGUCGGAUACACUGCACCAGAGAUUGUCAAAGACGAACGCUAUAGUAAAAGUGUUGAUAUGUGGGCACUCGGUUGUGUUCUCUACACACUCCUAUGUGGAUUCCCACCUUUUUACGACGAAAGCAUACAGAUUCUAACUGAGAAAGUUGCAAAAGGGCAUUACACUUUCCUAAGUCCUUGGUGGGAUGAUAUAUCUGCUUCUUCAAAAGACUUGAUCACACAUUUGCUUGAUGUGGAUCCCGAUAAACGUUAUACAAUUAAGGAAUUCUUCGAGCAUCCAUGGGUGAAAGAUGAGCCUUUCUAUCCUAAUGUAACAACAAACGCCUCUCAAAAUGUUGAAACUAUGUCAAACGAAACGAAUAUUGGGGGUCAUCAGUUGCCACCACUGGAUUUUGGUUCUUCAGCAACUACACCUUCAGUUCGUCUUAAUAGAUUACUCCAACCUGAAGUUUUUUCACCUGGUUUGGCUUCAUUGAAAGAAGCUUUUGAAGUAAGCUAUGCUGUACAUAGAAUGGAAGAAGAAGUUCCACGUCGAAAAAAGGUUAAUAUAAACAACGAUGUUCCACGCGAGAAUUUCUUGAAAAACAUGAUCACAAUAAUUCAAAAUGACGAUGAAGACGAUGAAGAUGAACUGUUAACCUGGUCGUCGUCUUCUACAAACCAGACAAAAAGUGAACAUUCGGCAGUAGGUCCAUCUUAUUCACAUGCUAAUGAGCCUGUCAAAAUGCAGACCGGUAAUAAAAAUGCGGUGUUCCCUUCUGCGGUCAAAGCAAAGAAAAAUCAAGCAAGACGAAUUGAUUUCGAUCUUAAUCUUGAAGGUGCGACUUUGCUAGGAAGGAGAAGGAAAGCAUUGCAAGCCGUGGGUUAUUAA